UCACUAACGAACUACUUGGAUCCGGAAGCUCAGACCGUAGCAGCUCUUAACGUUUUCUGAGAAGACGGAAUGGAAACGACCACUUUUCCUACCCAGGCCAUAAAUAACUAACGUAAAUUAUGAGACCAUAGGAUUGCAAAACAGGGAAAUAUAAACAUAAUCAGAAUCAUAUCGAUUUAUAAAAUCGUGUUUACUACACGUUAUUUCUCCUUCGCUUGCGUGCAAGCAACGCCUCAGCUCAUGAGCUCGCGCUAAUCGCAUCUGACGAGCCCUUUAGGUCUAAAAAAUUCUGAGUACAAAGAUGUCCAAGCCCCCGAAUUCUGCAUCUCGGUCCAGGUCUAGAUCACGGUCUUAUACCCGUUCACACUCAAGGAGCCGAUCUCGUUCAAGGUCCAGAAAGCGUCGCUACAGUUCCAGAUCAAGAUCCCGUUCCCACAGCGGAGAGAGAAGAAACUAUCCUUCCCGAGAUUUUCAGAACAACCGUGGGUAUAACCGUGGUUUCCGUGGUUACCGGAGACCCUUUCAGUACAACCGUGGCAGAGGACGUGGCUACUUCCCACGAGGAAACUACCACAGAGGUGGCGGCUAUGGUUACCGCCCCAACAACUGGCACGGCAAUAGAGAUCAGCAGCAGCCCUACGACCACUCUUAUAGUCCCAGGAGGGGUCGCUCUCGCUCACACUCGCCCCGGAAGCGCUCGGGAAGCCGAAGCCGCUCCCACCAUUCCAACAAAUCGUCUUCUGGACACUCCAGACGCUCCAGCUCUUCUUCCCGCUCCUCGUCCCCACGACGACGCAGCUCCGGAAGACCCCCCUCCAAGGAUGCCAAGGGAAGGGGUUCACCCGGUGAUGGCAAGGCACCUUCCAAGGAAGCAUCGAAGCCUAGAGGAAGCCCUCCGGAGGACUCCACAAGCAAAUGGGAACACCUGAGUGAUUAUGAUAUCAGUCCCAAGCGCUCGGGCAAUUCAGCGUCCGCAGGUGGUCAACCAGAGAUCAAAGUGACCACGUCUGGAGGUGCUGGCAAUGGCGGUACGCUGUGGCGAAGCAUCGAUCCUGCCAGUAAAAGCCCACCGGUGAAGACGUCACCCUCAACCGGCUUCGGGUUCUUUUCAAAGGACGAUGUGAAGGCAGGGGGGGACACAUCGGCGUCCAUCUCGACGGCGUUCAAGAAGUUUUUGGCAGAAAAGAAAAAGCCCAUGUCAGACAGGGAUAACAGCAGAGGCGAGACUUUAAGCUCUGCUGCCGGCGACAGCAACAACGAGAAGACGGGCAAUAAGUCGAGAGGCAUUUUCGACGCGUCGGAUGCCGGCUACGACGGCUCGAAGACUGACAAAGGUCUUCCGUUUCUGGACGCUGAGGAAGAGGAGUACCGCCAGGAAAUGAAAGACAGGAAGAAUGAGGAAGAGACCAAGUACAAGGACAAAAUCCCUCUCUCCAUGCGAGACUUAGCCGAAGAGCGUUUCGGGAAAUGGGACGACUCCGCCUAUCACCCCAGCAAAGAUUCAUCGCGGAGGGACGAAGAAGUCGAGGAGGGACUGGACGAGGAACUUUACCGCAGCCGAAAGCAUGCAAGAAAGGAAGAGAAGGCCGCCAAGAAGAAAGAAAAGAAGAAGAGCAAGAUAAGCCCGUCCUCUCCGUCAGUAUCUGAGAAUAAAGGCAAGAUGCUGUUUCCGGCUGCAAAAGAGCGUUCGCCCUCACCUAAAUCCUCAGCGAAGAAAGAGCCGCAGUUUAAUUUCAGUAUAAAAGCAUUCACUGAUGAUGGAGGGAGCUCAUCAGGUGCGUUAGCUAAAGAGAGACGUUUGUCACGGGAACUCAUGCACCCGACUAAAAAAGAUCACGAGGAGUUUCGUUCAAUCUUUGAACAUGUGCAGUCCGCUCAGCUUCGCAGGAGCCCUUCAGAGCUGUUUGCUCAACAUAUUGUCACCAUUGUACAUCAUAUAAAAGCCCAACAUUUCCAGUCCUCUGGGAUGAGUCUGAGCGAGCGAUUUGGAAUAUACCAAAGAAAAGCUGCAGAGAUGGAAUCGAUGAAGCAGAGGAGGAGUCCUGAGAUCCACAGGCGAAUCGAUGUGUCUCCCAGUGCUUUUAAGAAGCACUCUCACCUGUUUGAGGAAUUUGACGAGAGCGGCUACAAGGAUCAUGGUAAAAAACAUGACGCUGAUUCAUUGGACCUGCGAUUGGCCAUUGAGCGCCGUAAAAAGGAUCCUAAACGAGACGGGGGAAAGAGUUCAGCCGGGUCACGCACACCCAGCCAUGAGCUCUCCUCUGAAAGAUCCUCCAAACACAAGAAAUCAAAGAAAAGCAAGAAGAAACGCGAGCGCUCUCCUUCAUCUUCCUCGUCUUCGUCUUCCUCUCCCUCGCCCCAUCCUUACAGAGAGAAGGAGUAUUAUAUGGAAGAUCACAUGGAGGGUGGAGGGGUCUUUAAUAAGGCCCGUCUGGGGUCCAGAGAGUUCCAUGGGCCCCGUGACUAUGAGGGUCACAUGGACCGGGGUUAUGAGAGGGGCAGAGGAGGGUACGACCGUGGAGGAUUUGACAGGGGUCGAGGGGGUUACGACCGUGGAUUUCCCAGAGUGAGAGGUAGAGGAUGGAACAGGGGAAAUUACCCUGGAAACAACACCAAUAAUAACCCUCAAAAUAUGGCAGGUCCGUCUCGUCCCCCAGAGGAAGAGUGGGACCCAGAAUACACCCCCAAAAGUCGCAAGUACUUCCAGCAUGAUGACCGAGACAAAGAAGCUGAGAUGAAGUGGUUGGACACUCGGGGACGUGGCAGAGGGGGUUACCCGCGUGCGAGGGGCACGUUCAUGGUUCGCAAGGGUGGCGGCAGCCCCAAGUGGACCCAUGACAUGUUCCCGGGCAACACUGAUGGAGGAGACAUGGGUGACGGCAGCGCAGACCAUAGCCUUAAAGAUGACGACAAGUCUGGGGGAAGUCCUGCUUCCAAGCCAUAGACAUUAUUGUUAGCAUCCAUCUUCAUCUGUCUGUUCACAAGCGUAGUGUAAGAGCAGCUAGUGUGACAUGAGCCACUCUGAGAACAGCAGGUGUGUUACUGCAAAACGAUAGAACAGUGUGAUUUGACAAACAUUCUACAAUUUCGUUCAUAUUUUUAUCUUUUCUAUGUUUUUUUUAAGGUUAUAGGAGGUAUUUUAUGUUUUCUCUAUGAGUGAUGGUAAACAGGAAAUUGGUCCAUGUGUCAGAAGGUACCUUGCGAAGGAUGAGCAGCAGAUGUUGGCUUUAAUCCUUACAGGUUGCAAAUUGAUUUUCAUUUUAAAGAAAGUGCAAUAAAAUGUGCACUUGUGCCUUAGAAUUAACUUGGAAUGUGUUUAAGUUCAGUUUUAGUUUUUAUGCAUGUCAAGUCAUGCAUGUGAAAUCAUAUAUAAUUUUGACUACUUUUAUUUGAUCAUUCUCAUUGGACUUCCCCCGUGAACCAAUACACUGUGUACUGGGCCGAUUUUCUUUACACGUCAGAAGUUUGGCCGUUUAAAAAUGUACAGAUAUUCCUACUAAAUUGGUUCUCCAUCAUAUUUAACAACGAAGGAAACUUUUUGAGGUUAAUGACACCACUAAAAAUAGACAACGGCUUUGUGAAACUUUUCUAUGUCAAGUAUAAAACCCCUCAGUUUCAUCUGAUUUUAAAGUAGAUUUCAAGGUUUGCAAGAAUUCUCACAAUGAUGCGCUUAUUGCAGACUUUGUACGUAAACAAAAUACUGUUGAACCAAAAUAUGUGAUGGUUGUCACCUGCAUGUUUUUAGAUGUGGUACAUUUAGCCAUCAUCACAUUUGGCCUGAAUUUUUUCCAUUGGUUUGCAUGCUGCAGUGUACAGAUGUGCUGCUGUCUGUAGUUUAUGAAAUUACUGUAGCGCUGUGAUUCUUCUGCUAAUAUGUACAAACUGCUCAGUCUGUGCUUUUGAUCCCCACGAUUAAUCCGAAAUAAAACAAAACGUUCCUCUGUU
Triplophysa rosa is the source of this 3945-nucleotide messenger RNA. RefSeq names its product thyroid hormone receptor associated protein 3b (gene thrap3b). Gene Ontology annotation, biological process: positive regulation of transcription by RNA polymerase II. Lineage: Eukaryota; Metazoa; Chordata; Actinopteri; Cypriniformes; Nemacheilidae. The record is from RefSeq and is a predicted model, not a curated record. Gene Ontology annotation, molecular function: DNA binding; transcription coregulator activity. Gene Ontology annotation, cellular component: mediator complex. Bases 302 to 2944 code for a protein of 880 amino acids. The transcript is spliced from 11 exons.